AAAAGAAAAAAAUCCCCUGAAUCAAACACGUUUCAAGCGCCGGCUGUUUGCAUCGGUGUGAAAUUGGUCUGCUCGCAGAGUUUGGAAGGAAAAACAAGAUAAAGCUUAUUUGGUGAAGCUUCUCAUUUGACGCCCUCACCCGAAGAUGGUAUCAACGUUCGUUUGUUCCAAAUCGAACGCGGCGGUAGGUGGACUCAUCGCGGCGGAACUGCUGCGCCCGGCGUACCCGAUCGAAGUGCGCUGGGGCAACGAAACGUCCAUAUCGUACGCCACCCGGACGCUCGCCUGCAUCACCAACAACGAUGUGCUGCGGGCGCUGGCCAGGGUUGCGCCGGGGCUCCGGCUGUACGGCGAGACGCCAAUCGAGCGCACGCAGAUCGACCACUGGCUGACGUACACGCUGUCGAUGGAGAAGGACCCGUCGGACGAGCUGAAGUACCUGAACAAAUGUCUCGGCCCGCUGACGUAUCUCGUGGCGAACCAUCUUACCAUCGCCGAUCUCGCCGUGUUCAACGAGCUGUACGUGCGGUACGAGCAGCUGAAGAAGAUCGGCAUCCCGCAGCACGUGCAGCGCUGGUACAAUCUCAUGCUCGCGCAGCCCUGCACGAAGGAAGCGCUGGGCAAGCAUGCGGACGAGCUACGGUCGGCCGUUGCGACUGCCUGCUCCGGAAAGGCGAAGGAACCGAGCCCGGACAAGGGCGCAGCGGACGGUGGCAGUGGUAAGCGCGAGCAGGGCAAAUUCGUCGACCUGCCCGGGGCAGAGAUGGGCAAGGUGGUGGUACGGUUUCCACCGGAAGCGUCCGGCUACCUGCACAUCGGGCACGCGAAGGCGGCCCUGCUCAACCAGUACUACCAGCAGGCGUUCCAGGGCAAGCUGAUCAUGCGCUUCGACGAUACCAACCCAGCGAAGGAGAACGUACACUUCGAGCAGGUGAUACUGGAGGAUCUGGAGAUGCUGCAAAUCAAGCCGGAUCUGUUCACGCACACCUCCCAGUACUUCGACCUGAUGCUGGACUACUGCGUGCGGCUGCUGAAGGAGGGCAAGGCGUACGUCGACGACACGGAACCGGAGCAGAUGAAGAAGGAGCGCGAGGAGCGCGUGGAGUCGAAGAAUCGCAGCAACACACCGGAACGCAAUCUGGCGAUGUGGGCCGAAAUGGUGAAGGGUUCCGCGGCGGGCCAGAAGUGUUGCGUGCGGGCCAAGAUCGAUAUGGCCUCGCCGAACGGGUGCAUGCGCGAUCCGACCAUCUACCGGUGCAAGAACGAACCGCAUCCCCGCACCGGCACGCAGUACAAAGUCUACCCGACGUACGACUUCGCCUGCCCGAUCGUGGACGCGAUCGAGAACGUGACGCACACCCUGCGCACGAUGGAGUACCACGAUCGGGACGAGCAGUUCUACUGGUUCAUCGAGGCGCUCGGCUUGCGGCGCCCGUACAUCUGGGAGUACAGCCGGCUGAACAUGACCAACACGGUGCUGUCGAAGCGCAAGCUGACGUGGUUCGUGGCCGAGGGCCUGGUGGACGGGUGGGACGAUCCGCGCUUCCCGACCGUGCGUGGCAUCCUGCGCCGCGGCAUGACGGUGGAGGGCUUGCGCGAGUUCAUCAUUGCGCAGGGGUCGAGCAAAUCAGUCGUCUUCAUGGAGUGGGACAAGAUCUGGGCGUUCAACAAGAAGGUGAUCGACCCGAUCGCUCCCCGCUAUACGGCGCUCGAGAGCGAGGCGCGCGUGCUGGUCAACGUGGCUGGCGUGCAGCCGGGCACGAUGCAGGCCGCCGUCCAUCCGAAGAAUGCGGACAUCGGCACCAAGACGGUCCACUAUGGGCCGCGCGUGCUGAUCGAUCUGGCGGACGCGAAGGAGCUGAAGGAGGGCGAGAACGCCACGUUCAUAAACUGGGGCAAUCUGCUGAUCCGGAAGGUGAACCGGGGCGCCGACGGGGUGCCGGUUUCGGUCGACGCCACGCCGAACCUGGACAACAAGGACUACAAGAAGACGCUCAAGCUUACGUGGCUGUGCGAGCUGCCGGCGGACCAGUACACGCCGACGUACUGCGUGUACUUUGAGCAUAUCAUCAGCAAACCGGUGCUCGGCAAGGACGAAGACUUUAAGAGCUACAUCGGCCAUCAAACGAGGACCGAGGUGCCGAUGUUGGGCGAUCCGGAGCUGAAGCGGUUGAAAAAGGGCGACAUUAUUCAGCUGCAGCGGCGUGGAUUCUUCAAGGUCGAUCAGGCAUACCAGCCGGCCAGUGAGUUUAGCGGUGCCGAGACGCCGAUCGUACUGUUCGCCAUUCCGGACGGUCAUGUUGCAGCCGUACCGACGGCAAACGUUCCCAAGAAGGAAACGGCGGGAGAGAGCAAGAAGUCGAAACAACAGGCAGCGGUUAAACCAUCGAGCGGCAGUAGUGGAACUGUUUCGGACGCAGCCCACCUGAACGAAUCCAUCACCCAGCAGGGCGAACAGGUACGGAAGCUUAAAGCGGACAAAGCACCGAAGGCGGAUGUUGACGCGGCGGUGAAAGUACUGCUCGAGCUAAAAGCACAAUACAAAGCACAAACGGGCAGUGACUGGAAGCCGGGUGCAGCGGUAGUGGUUGCUUCAGCAGCGCCUGCAGCGGGCUCGUCCGAUGCCGAUUCCCUCAACGGUAAGAUCGUUGAGCAGGGCAAUUUGGUGCGCGAUUUGAAGGCGAAAAAGGCGGCCAAGCCUGAGGUGGACGCAGCGGUAAAGACACUGCUCGAGCUUAAAGCACAGUACAAGGCGGCUACGGGAAGUGACUGGAAGCCGGGAGCAGUCGUCGCCAGUCCAGCAGCAACCGCCGCCGCUGCCGCCCCCCAACCAACAGCGGCAGCAAGUGGAGGUGCCGACGCGAUCAAUGCAAAGAUCGUUGAGCAGGGCAAUUUGGUGCGCGAUUUGAAGGCGAAAAAGGCUGCCAAGCCCGAAGUGGACGCAGCGGUAAAGUCGCUGCUCGAACUGAAGGCACAGUACAAGGCGGCUACGGGAAGUGACUGGAAGCCAGGAGUAGUGCCACCAACAGCAGCGGCAUCUACCACACAAACUGCCGGUGCAUUGAAACCAUCCAACACCGCCACUGCUGCUCCUUCGGCAGAAGCGAUCAACACCAAGAUCAUUGCGCAGGGCGAUUUGGUGCGCGAGCUGAAGGGUAAGAAGGCACCGAAGGCGGAAGUGGAUGCGCAGGUCAAAGCGCUGCUCGAUCUGAAAGCCCAGUACAAGCAAGCGACCGGUGGCCAGGAGUGGAAACCGGGCUGCGUACCACCGGUAGUGAAGGAGAAGGAACCGGCGGCAAACCCUGCCGGUGGUGAGGCUGACCUGCUGGCCCAAAUCACCGCCCAGGGCGACAAGGUGCGAACGCUGAAGGGCAGCAAGGCGGACAAAGCGUCCAUCGAUUCGGCCGUUGCCGAGCUGCUGAAGCUUAAGGCAAGCUAUAAGACGCUGACGGGCAAGGACUGGAAGCCGGGUGCAACGGUUGCUUCGACCACCACCACCACCACCACCACACCUGCACCGGCUGCGGCAGAGAAGGAGAACAUGUGUCCGGCGAGCGGAACCGAGCUGGCGGAGAAGAUCGCCAAGCAGGGCGAUACGGUGCGCACGCUGAAGAGUGGCGGUGCGCCAAAGGCCGACGUUGAUGCGGCCGUUAAGAUCCUGCUCGAUUUGAAGGCAGACUACAAGAAGCUCACCGGUACGGAUUAUGCCCCGCCCGGUGGUGCUGCGGCCGGUGGACGGCAGCAAACGAAACCGAAGAAGGAAGCGAAGCCGAAAUCGGACCCAAAGCCCACCAAACAGGAAGCGAAACCGGCCAAGGACGAUGGGUCGGGAGGGCCGAAGAAGCAGACGCGCCUCGGGCUGGAAGCCACCAAGGAGGACAACCUGCCCGACUGGUACUCGCAGGUCAUUACCAAGGGUGAAAUGAUCGAGUACUACGACGUGUCCGGGUGCUACAUACUGCGCCACUGGUCGUUCGCCAUCUGGAAGGCGAUCCGGAACUGGUUCGAUGCGGAAAUUACCAAGCUCGGCGUGAAGGAGUGCUACUUCCCGAUCUUUGUGUCGCGGGCCGCGCUCGAGCGCGAAAAGACGCACAUCGCCGACUUUGCGCCGGAGGUGGCCUGGGUGACGAAGAGCGGCGACUCCGAGCUGGCGGAACCGAUCGCCGUCCGGCCGACGUCCGAGACGGUGAUGUAUCCGGCGUACGCCAAGUGGAUCCAGUCGUACCGCGACCUGCCGAUCCGUCUCAACCAGUGGAACAAUGUUGUGCGCUGGGAGUUUAAGCAUCCACAGCCGUUCCUGCGCACCCGCGAGUUCCUCUGGCAGGAGGGCCACACCGCGUUCGCGUCGAAGCAGGAAGCGGACGAGGAGGUGCUGACCAUCCUGGACCUGUACGCGAAGGUGUACACCGAUCUGCUGGCGAUCCCGGUGGUGAAGGGGCGCAAAACGGAGAAGGAAAAGUUUGCCGGCGGCGACUACACGACCACGGUCGAGGCGUACAUCUCCGCGUCCGGGCGGGCGAUCCAGGGCGCCACCAGCCACCAUCUCGGGCAGAACUUUUCCCGCAUGUUCGACAUCGUGUACGAGCAUCCGGAAACGAAGGAGAAGGAGUACGUGUUCCAGAACUCGUGGGGCAUCACGACGCGCACGAUCGGCGUCAUGAUAAUGGUGCACGCGGACAACCAGGGGCUGGUGCUGCCGCCGCGCGUCGCCUGCAUCCAGGUGGUGAUCGUGCCGUGCGGCAUUACGGCGACCACGACCGACGAGGAGCGGCGCCGGCUGUACGACAGCUGCCGCGAGCUGGAACGCACGAUUGCCGCGGCCGGCAUCCGGUGCGAAGGGGACUACCGGGACAACUACUCGCCCGGCUGGAAGUACAACCACUGGGAGCUGAAGGGUGUGCCGGUGCGCGUCGAGCUCGGCUUCAAGGAUCUGCAGAACGAUCAGUUCGUGGCGGUGCGCCGUGACAAUGGCGCGAAGCAGACGAUCAAGCGCGGCCAGGCGACGGCCGAGUUGGGCCAGCUGCUCGAAACGAUCCACGCCAGCAUGUACGAGCGGGCGGACCGUGAUCUGCACGCGCACACGAAGGUCACCAAGCAGUGGGGCGAGUUUUUGCAGUUCCUCGAGGCGAAAAACAUCAUCAUGGCGCCGUUCUGCGGUGAGAUUGCGUGCGAGGACCGGAUCAAGGCGGAGAGUGCGCGCGACGACGCGGAGGCGGAAGCGGGCGCCCCGGCGAUGGGUGCCAAAUCGCUCUGCAUCCCGUUCGAGCAGCCGGCCAAGAUUGAUCCGGCGGCCGACAAGUGCGUACAUCCGGCUUGUGGCCGGGUGGCCAAGUUUUACACGCUGUUUGGAAGAAGUUACUAACUUUUUGUUUGUUUUGUUUUGUUUUGGCGUGUCGCGCCGCCUGCCCACCUCUUGGUUGGUCGUCGUGCGACACGAGCGGAAUUAAUUAGAAGCUAUUUAAUGUGAAAUGGACUAACCACCCAAUCGUUCGUCGUUUGUCGUCAUUUAAGAGCAGUAAAGAUGUAAUACCGAUUUUUCUACAAUUGAAUGAAACUAAUUUGCUUACGGAUUUGUUUUAAUUUGGUACGAGAAAGUUGAAUUUUACUGCGUCGCCCGCACUACCACAAACGGAAAAUGAUGAAUUUAUCUAUGUGAAUAUUAAAUAAAGCUUUCGGACAAAUUGCUUCCACCACUGCUACCAGCGUGGACUAAAAUUCAAAGAGUGCUUCUUCCUUUCUCUCACUUCCUCCCCUGUCUUUGAGGGAUGCUGCGACCAAUCGAAACGCUACUAGCGCGGACCAAAAUACCAGGCAUCGUAACAGGAGACCAUUCAAAUCAGGAGGUAGCUCUAUCGAUCCACACUCUCACCACUAGUGUGAGAGGAUCUAUAGCUUACUCUCUCUCUCUUACUAGGCGCUUAUCAUACGAGAGGAAAGAUGACGAAGAGAGUGAGUAUCCUUUCUCUCACUCCCUCCACUGUCUGUGAGGGAUGCUGCGACCAAUCGAAACGCUACUAGCGCGGACCAAAAUACCAGGCAUCGUAACAGGAGAUCAUCCAAAUCAGGAGGUAGCUCUAUCGAUCCACACUCUCACCACUAGUGUGAGAGGAUCUAUAGCUUACUCUCUCUCUCUUACUAGGCGCUUAUCAUACGAGAGGAAAGAUGACGAAGAGAGUGAGUAUCCUUUCUCUCACUCCCUCCACUGUCUGUGAGGGAUGCUGCGACCAAUCGAAACGCUACUAGCGCGGACCAAAAUACCAGGCAUCGUAACAGGAGAUCAUUCAAAUCAGGAGGUAGCUCUAUCGAUCCACACUCUCACCACUAGUGUGAGAGGAUCUAUAGCUUACUCUCUCUCUUACUAGGCGCUUAUCACAUGCUCUUAUCAUACGGGAGGAAAGAUGACGAAGAGAGUGAGUAUCCUUUCUCUCACUUCCUCCCCUGUCUUUGAGGGAUGCUGCGACCAAUCGAAACGCUACUAGCGCGGACCAAAAUACCAGGCAUCGUAACAGGAGAUCAUUCAAAUCAGGAGGUAGCUCUAUCGAUCCACACUCUCACCACUAGUGUGAGAGGAUCUAUAGCUUACUCUCUCUCUUACUAGGCGCUUAUCACAUGCUUUUAUCAUACGAGAGGAAAGAUGACGAAAAGAGUGAGUAUCCUUUCUCUCACUCUCGCCACUGUCUUUGAGGGAUGCUGUGACCAAUCGAAACGCUACUAGCGCGGACCAAAAUACCAGGCAUCGUAACAGGAGAUCAUCCAAAUCAGGAGGUAGCUCUAUCGAUCCACACUCUCACCACUAGUGUGAGAGGAUCUAUAGCUUACUCUCUCUCUCUUACUAGGCGCUUAUCAUACGAGAGGAAAGAUGACGAAGAGAGUGAGUAUCCUUUCUCUCACUCCCUCCACUGUCUGUGAGGGAUGCUGCGACCAAUCGAAACGCUACUAGCGCGGACCAAAAUACCAGGCAUCGUAACAGGAGACCAUUCAAAUCAGGAGGUAGCUCUAUCGAUCCACACUCUCACCACUAGUGUGAGAGGAUCUAUAGCUUACUCUCUCUCUCUUACUAGGCGCUUAUCAUACGAGAGGAAAGAUGACGAAGAGAGUGAGUAUCCUUUCUCUCACUCCCUCCACUGUCUGUGAGGGAUGCUGCGACCAAUCGAAACGCUACUAGCGCGGACCAAAAUACCAGGCAUCGUAACAGGAGAUCAUCCAAAUCAGGAGGUAGCUCUAUCGAUCCACACUCUCACCACUAGUGUGAGAGGAUCUAUAGCUUACUCUCUCUCUCUUACUAGGCGCUUAUCAUACGAGAGGAAAGAUGACGAAGAGAGUGAGUAUCCUUUCUCUCACUCCCUCCACUGUCUGUGAGGGAUGCUGCGACCAAUCGAAACGCUACUAGCGCGGACCAAAAUACCAGGCAUCGUAACAGGAGAUCAUUCAAAUCAGGAGGUAGCUCUAUCGAUCCACACUCUCACCACUAGUGUGAGAGGAUCUAUAGCUUACUCUCUCUCUUACUAGGCGCUUAUCACAUGCUCUUAUCAUACGGGAGGAAAGAUGACGAAGAGAGUGAGUAUCCUUUUUCUCACUCCCGCCACUGUCUGUGAGGGAUGCUGCGACUAAUCGAAACGCUACUAGCGCGGACCAAAAUACCAGGCAUCGUAACAGGAGAUCAUUCAAAUCAGGAGGUAGCUCUAUCGAUCCACACUCUCACCACUAGUGUGAGAGGAUCUAUAGCUUACUCUCUCUCUUACUAGGCGCUUAUCACAUGCUUUUAUCAUACGAGAGGAAAGAUGACGAAAAGAGUGAGUAUCCUUUCUCUCACUCUCGCCACUGUCUUUGAGGGAUGCUGUGACCAAUCGAAACGCUACUAGCGCGGACCAAAAUACCAGGCAUCGUAACAGGAGAUCAUUCAAAUCAGGAGGUAGCUCUAUCGAUCCACACUCUCACCACUAGUGUGAGAGGAUCUAUAGCUUACUCUCUCUCUUACUAGGCGCUUAUCACAUGCUCUUAUCAUACGAGAGGAAAGAUGACGAAGAGAGUGAGUAUCCUUUCUCUCACUCCCUCCACUGUCUUUGAGGGAUGCUGCGACCAAUCGAAACGAUAUCAGCUACCGCUUUCUCCGCUCUAAUAACAACACAAUAUAGCAUCAGCGAGAAAGAGAUCAGAGAUAUGGAUCAGCUGAUACGAGCUUGCUCCUGCGUAGGAUGGUCUCCAGUUACCAAACAUGGCAAAUCGGUGUCCGAUUUGAAAUCGCUGCGGGCAGGGUUGCUUGGAUUUUGUGAUGAUCGCAAGUGAUCAUUCUAAUUACAGGAAUCAAAACAGGAAUUAGUAUACCAUAAUAAACACCGUGUAUUAGAGAAAGAAUGUCGUCGUCUGCUAGAGUAGCUCCGCGUUCGCGUUCGUCAUCAUGUAAUGCGGCAAAAUCAACAACUCAGGGCACAGUAAAGUUCUGUCGUAGAAUUCGUAUUAGCCCCAGGUUUAUUACAAAUAGUUGCGUCGUAAAUUGGACUGCUUGUUUGCUGCAUAAAGAAAUAAUAAUAUACCGCUAUGUUUUCUUUCAUCUAUUUAAAUAUUUAUAUCCAUUUCGUCCGAUCACGUGUUUGCUUGUCCGUGUGUGUUUGUUUCAGUGUAAUUGAUGUCUCGCAUUUUUACCAUCACGUCCACGUGCCUACCCUCUCCGUUGAGUUGUGUUGUCCACCGAAACCCAAAAGCUUAAAGGCGCACGCGUUCUAGCAGAAGUUAUGUAAAUUUUGAAUUAUCGUUACAUCCGUGUAAAAACUAUCCAUCGCUUCCCAUCGGAUCAGCCCUGUUUUUUGCCAUAAUCUCACCCAACCUCUACCCUAUUAUUUCCAUCAUAAAGAGUGUUUUCAUUCUUUACGCAAGAAAUUGGAAAAAUAUAUUGCCCUUUCAUCAUCAUAAUCCAAUUCCGUACUUAUCGUCGAUUGAGUUGAUUUUUAAAAUGUCACAAGAACUGUCGGAUGGAUAAUGCGAAGGACAAGCUUGCUGAUCGUUGUUGCGGCGUCUUCCGUUCAGACAGCAAGGGAGGGAGGGAGGGCUAGGAUUGUAUGACCAGUGGUAGCGGAACUUGGGGCAAGUGUGCCACCUUAAGCAUUUCAAGUUACAACUCACUAAAACGUGUUUUUCAAAAGCCGAUUUAAAUCUCAUAACCAUUUUACAUAUAUUUCCUCACUUAUAAAUGAGUUUCGCUUGAAAAAAGUGCAAACAAAACAGUUUUUGAAGCGUUUUAAAAAAGGUCCAAAAAGACGUUCUUUUUUGGGCUAUGGGGCAAGAGUGCCACUCGUAUGGGGCAAGACGGCCACCUGGUUAAAAUAACCGUAUUUCUUAGAUAAUUGGAAAUUAUUACGUUUGUACCACUAGUGCAUGUAUUCCUACAUGUAUUUAGUCACCAAUGAACCCUUUUUGACCACCAAUUGUACCACAAUAAGGUUUGUUACUGUUCUGUUUUUCUGGCGUGGAAUCCGAUCACAAUAGCGCACCAUUCCGCAGCACGCUACAACAAUGUUUACAUUUUUAACAGCUCGCGCCUAUGAAAGAUGGAGGCACACUUGCCCCAAACAGAGAUGGCACACUUGCCCCAAAAGUUGUAACUUUUUUGAAAUUGAAUUUUUCAGUGACAAAAAAAAAGUUUUUUUCAACUAACCCCACAAAAAAUUUCACGUUUUCUCAGCUAUACGGUGGUGUAAAUAUUUUCUCGGUUGAUUGUUCGCAUGAUUUUUGAGAGCUUAUUUGGUUGCAUUAAAAAAUUGUAAUAUUCUGCUCAAUUUUGAAACUCAAUGUAAAUCAGUUCAAAACAAUGGGAAAUAUCGAUUGGUCUAUAUGAAAUUAGGCUCAGAAUACCUAGUCAUUGGAAAGCAACCAACUGUAUACAAAAUUAAUCAUUAAACUACAGUUUUCAAGGAAAAAUGCUUGGUGGCACUCUUGCCCCAUAUGGCACACUUGCCCCAAAUUCCGCUACGCUGUUGGAUGAUAUAUUGUUUUUUUUUUUGUAAUAAACUUAAACUGUUUAAAAGUUGGUCAUCGGUUCAGUUUGGUACAGUCGUCGAGCUGUACGUACGCGACUCUGCAGCAAGCCCGCCAUGGGAUCAAAUCUAGAAAGGGGACCAAGCCGCCCCCUCAUACGCAGGGCUGUGGAAAGGUGGUGGCCCGCAAAAACCCUGUUUUUUUUUUUAAUAGAACGAUCGCUACCAAUGCAAGGCAAUUUGAACUGUUCAGUACAC
Anopheles coluzzii is the source of this 10229-nucleotide messenger RNA. It is a transcript of the gene GluProRS, whose product is annotated as bifunctional glutamate/proline--tRNA ligase. The transcript has 5 exons. The coding region runs from base 146 to 5362 and encodes 1738 amino acids. Gene Ontology annotation, molecular function: ATP binding; glutamate-tRNA ligase activity; proline-tRNA ligase activity. The record is from RefSeq and is a predicted model, not a curated record. Gene Ontology annotation, cellular component: cytoplasm; aminoacyl-tRNA synthetase multienzyme complex. NCBI's taxonomy places the organism in Eukaryota, Metazoa, Arthropoda, Insecta, Diptera, Culicidae. Gene Ontology annotation, biological process: prolyl-tRNA aminoacylation; glutamyl-tRNA aminoacylation; translation.